AUGGAGUCGACAAGAGUGGCCAUCUUGGUUCUGUCUCUGCUGGUGGCAUGUGGAUCAUCCAGGGCCAAAGUUGAAGAGGAGAACCCUGAGUUCUGGAGGUCACAAGCCCGGAAGACACUGCAGUCAGCUUUGGACAGGAAACUCAACACUAAUGUUGCCAAGAACAUCCUGUUCUUCCUAGGAGAUGGCAUGGGAAUCACAACCUACACAGCGGCUCGUAUCCUCAAGGGACAGCUGCAGAACCAGACGGGAGAGGAGACAGUGAUGACCAUGGACACCUUCCCCAGUGUGGGAUUGGCUAAAACCUAUAGCGUGGAUUUCCAGAUUCCAGACAGUGCAGCCACAGCCACAGCAUAUCUGUGUGGAGUGAAAACCAACCUGAACGUCAUCGGAGUGAGUGCAGCGGCUCGCAACGGAGUCUGCAAGACUCAGAAGGGCAACGAGGUCACGUCCAUUCUGAAGUGGGCCAAAGACGCUGGUAAGUCUGUUGGGAUUGUCACAACCACACGGGUGCAACAUGCUACUCCAGCAACCAGCUACGCCCACAGCGCCAGCAGGAAGUGGUACAGUGACGCCGACAUGCCUGAUAUUGCCAAAAGGGACGGCUGCACCGACAUCGCCUCUCAGCUCAUCAGAAACACAGACAUAGAUGUGAUCAUUGGUGGUGGCCGAAAGUACAUGACCCCCAGAGGCACCAAGGACCCAGAGUACCCCAGUGAUUACUCCUCCAGGGGCAAAAGAAAAGACGGGCGCAAUCUCAUCAAUGAGUGGCAGAGCUUGAAAAUUGGAAAGGUAGCCCACUAUGUGUGGAAUAAAACAGAUUUUGAUGCUGUUGACCCUGAAACCACGGACUACCUCAUGGCUCUGUUUGAACCUGGUGAUCUACGCUUCGAAGCGGAGAGGGACCCGAGCAAGGACCCGUCCAUUGUCGAGACUACAGAAAAGGCCAUCCGCAUCCUCCAGAAAAACCCUAAAGGCUUCUUCCUGCUAGUGGAGGGUGGGCGCAUCGACCAGGCUCACCACGCUGGCCGGGCGUACAUGGCCCUCCAUGAGACGGUUGCUUUUGAUGACGCCAUCGCUAAGGGCCUUGAACUCACCAAAGAGCAUGAAACUCUCACUGUAGUAAUGGCUGACCACUCUCACCCUGUUACCUUCAAUGGAUUCCCGUUUCGAGGGCAAAGCAUUCUGGGUAAAUCACCGCUGUGGGGUACGGACAUGCUGCCUUACACCACGCUGAUGUAUGGCAACGGACCCGGACACAAAAUCAUCAAUGGCAAGCGUCCUGACAUCCGCAAUGUCAACACCAAAACUGAAGACUACAUCCAGCUGUCUGCAGCGCCCACAGAGUCCACCACCCACAGCGGAGAGGAUGUGGCGGUGCUUGCCCGUGGACCCAUGGCCCACCUCUUCCAGGGCGUCCAGGAGCAGAACUACAUCGCCCACGCCAUGGCCUAUGCGGCCUGUGUGGGUGCCGACCUGAGGCACUGCCAGGGGCAAACUGCAGCACCUGUGGUUCACAGCACCUUUACCAAUGAUGAGUAUGGGAAUGGGGGAACUCGUGGCUCAGCGACUCUGCUCAGUGUUGUCCUCAGUGCGCUGCUGGCACUGACACUGCUGAUGUAA
Toxotes jaculatrix (banded archerfish) is the source of this 1623-nucleotide messenger RNA. RefSeq names its product alkaline phosphatase 3 (gene alp3). The coding region runs from base 1 to 1623 and encodes 540 amino acids. The record is from RefSeq and is a predicted model, not a curated record. The transcript is spliced from 11 exons. Gene Ontology annotation, cellular component: plasma membrane. Lineage: Eukaryota; Metazoa; Chordata; Actinopteri; Toxotidae. Gene Ontology annotation, biological process: dephosphorylation. Gene Ontology annotation, molecular function: alkaline phosphatase activity.